UUUCAGUCGGAGGAAACUUGACUAUGACUUGGUGUUCGAAAUUUUCUUUGUUUCACAAUUAGUGAAGCGCUCCUACAAGAAUAAGACAACGAGGGAAUUCUAGUUGAGAGACACAGACGUUUCACCCUGCAUUGGGCACAUCGCCGGAGAAACAUGAAUAAAUGGUUUAUUUGGUACAACCAUCGAAGGUACUAGCAGGCACUGGGCGUGAUGUGGUACUAUUGGCACUACCUUCGUUGGAGGUCUACAACCUCCGUUCCUUCUCACCUUUCUUUAUUCAGGUGUUGCAAAAAAACUCCCGCUCGUACCUAGCCUCGAAGAUUUUAUGUCGCCCACAGUUACAGUUUUGCUAUUUUUUCAGAUAGAAGAUGACAAAAGAAGUAUGGGGCCAGGCGGCUCCUUUUUCUUGUUCCCCAGAUCGGUCUCGACACCCACCACCCUAAAUCUGAUAUUUCCGAAACCAAAACUACACGCUCGUAACAUUACUGCAAAGAGGAGAUGAAACAGAGCAUUGCGUAGUACUAUGGCAGCACUUCCAUGACGCAACAUCAAGAUGAUCCUGAGGGUCGUCCAACGGAAUGAGAUGAAUCGGGGCGCCAGGAAAACGAAUUCCUGAAGACAUCAGUUCUUGCUUUUUUGUCCUCAGCACCAGCUCGUAGUUGGGCCGUGAUUCAUUGCGACCCCAACACGGCCAUGGCGACGACGUCUAACCAGCAGGGAAAAACCAAUAAAACCAACCCGACAGAGCCGAAUACCGCCUUCGAGACUGCCUCCGAGGACGUUGAGUCAAGCGACAUUCCCGAUGAAGGAUGGUUCACAACGGAGCUCACGCGCGGCGGACAGGCGCUGUCUGCGGCGCCGGUAACAUUAACAACUGGCGGAGUGAACGGUGGAAAUAAAACUGGUGAAAAGCAGGAAGCUUUGGACGUCGAGAAAUACUUCCAGAAAGAAACGAGCAAUAAUCCGGCAUCAACGACACGAGGCUUCUCUUCUAAAAAUCCAACUUCUGGAGCUGCAGCUCUACCACCUAACGGCGCGCAAACCCAAAAAAGCAAAUUUCUGAAGACUAUCAAGGUGGACGAAGGUGACGGGGGAGGGUUGACCCGAAGACCUUCGCAGUCAACUCCUUCGAACAACGGUGGAAGAAAUCCUGGCUGGGGAGGUGCAGCAGCUUCAGCAGCUUCUAGUGCAUCGUCUACUUCAAAAGUCAACUUACUGCAGAACAACACCUCCUUCCAAUCUGGUGGAGCUGCAAGAUUAUCAUCUUCAGCGACCACUCCCGGUGGAGGGGGUAAUUACGCCGCUUUGUGGGAAGCGACGACUUCUUCUGGCCAAGAGGAAGACGAAGACCACGGAUAUUCCCCGGGGUCGAGGAGGAUGAAGGGCGGUACUAAAGGUCGAAAUUAUGUUGAUAAAACGGACAGCAAGGGCGAGGCCAGCACCUCUAGCAGUACGAAGACUGCGACGGAAGGUGCAACGACACGAACCGCGAGCUCCAGCAGCUCAACAAGCAAUCCUGCUGUCGGGGCUAGUGCCAAUGGUGGAACUACUACACAAAAAGACACGACUCACGCCCUUGAUGAAACUACAGAUCUCGACGUCCACAACCCGGCUUCGUCCUCUAUGGCGUUCUCAAGCGUUACACUCUCAAGUGUUACAUGAUUUGUAAUGCAAACUGACCAUGAGCCGAAAGACGAUCAAGCUGCCUCGCAUGACAAAUUAUCGAAGUGCUAAACAGCAUCUAAAUCCGUGCAAAAUUUGUGAUGCAAGACUUGCAAGCUUUCCCCUUUCCCUAUUGCUGUUUUUGGUUGAGAAUGUAACAGUUGAGAACACCAUAUCCUCCUCCAGCACGACUGCAGCCUCCUCCACUGCUACUACACAGCUCGGUCAACAGCAAGACGGUUCAUCCCCCGGUGGCGUCAGGCAGAGCCACCGGCCAAUAUCCAGUGCAAAAGUAUCGUACUCCUAGCAAAUCAUGCAGCCAUGCAGGACAAUCUGACAUUCUACCUUAGCCAGCAUUUCAAAUGACUUUAUUUUUUCUUGGAAAAUUAUAAAAAAGAAAAAGAAUAAAAUUUGCAAAACUGCAAUGUAAACGUAGUGACAAUACACUUUUGCAAUCUGCAUAACCGAAAACCUUCUACAACGCCCGCGGCGAGGCGGACUGGUCGGAAGAUUUGACGAAAAACGGGAUGGAGCCCAGAUACGACACGAGCAGCAAGUACACCGGUGGCAACAACAUUUGGCUGCACAUUUACGACAUCGACGGCUUCACCCAAUGGCUGAACGAAUCGUUUCUGAUCAACAACGAUUGGGGCGCGUACCACGCGGGCGUGGAGGUGUACGGAGAUGAGUGGAGCUUUUUGUUCUACAAUGACGUGCUAGAUCCGACGGUGACGGGGUGUAACCGCGUGUACCCGCGGAGGCACCCGGAUUUCUCGUACCGAUCGUCGGUUUACAUGGGAAGAACACCGCUGAAGGCCAUGGAGGUGUCGAGGCUGCUACUGGUGAUGAUGGAAAACUGGCCGUCGGUGAAGUACCACAUUACGGACAGGAACUGGUACGGUACUUUUGCUCGUGAAUCUAAAUUUUGAAUAAACCGCUGCUCGUGUUCCUGUAUCACAUAAUCUGAGCAUGACGAGCUGGUGUACCUUAUCCCCCUAUUGACACCAUCAACCAAAAACACCAGUGUCGACUUCGCCUUUGCGCUGUGCAAGCAGCUGCAAGUCCCCCGUCCCUUUCCGCAGUGGGUCCGCGGCGGGCUGCACCUCGCGCGGAACAACGGAACGGUGAAAAACGUGGUGGACAGUGUUUGGGGGGUCGUGAAGUGGUGGAACCAAGUCGACGAAGAAAACGCCUAUGUUCCGCCGCCCAACGCCACCGCGCAGGGGUACAUUGAAAGCACGACCGGGAUCUCAGCCGAUCUGGGUUCGGCAACUAGUAAUGGCAGCAUGGGAUCUUCCGGCGCUGGUCGGGUUAGUGAGUACAGAAAACUGCAGGAAGCGAAGGAAGCAGGAACAGGAGUUCAGCAAGAUGAAUACAGUGAAAUGCGGCCACUAGGUGCGGCAUCUUCGAAUAACAACAGUAAUAACGAGAAGUUGUCCGGCAAAAGUCUACCCCCACUUACAGCCGCGGGACCCCCGGCGAAAAAUAAAGUUGCGACCGUUCCAGCGAAAAACACUUCAGCGCCAAUGUCCAUGUCCUCGUCCUUCUCCCCGCCCGCGCGGCCACCCGGUGUGCCGCGUUCCCCGAGCGCCGGAAAUAACAGCAGUAUGAACACCAACACCUCGCCGAACAACAACGGCAGUCGCGCCACACCUCCCAGUAGUCUGAGUGUCCGGAACUCGAAUGUGCGCAGGCCACCGGAGGAAUUGGGGGAGCCAAUUUCAACGAGCUCGAUCCACGAUCCGGAACUGGAUCUCGUGCUCAUCAGAGACGACCACGAUGGCGUGGAAAGUGGCUGACGAAACUAAUGAAAAGAACGGUGAUCUGACUACGUACCAGUGAUCUCACCAGAUAACUUCUUGGAAGGAAGAUAAGGAGCCAGUGUGGCCUACAACUUUGUGUUUCCGACAAAUUCAAAUUUAAAUUUCACAUUGGUCAAAGAGCAGCCGAACUGAGCUC
Molecule: messenger RNA, 3621 nt
Organism: Amoebophrya sp. A120
Lineage: Eukaryota; Dinophyceae; Syndiniales; Amoebophryaceae
Source: the annotation of a GenBank genome assembly